AUGGCAGGAGAAUCAGCAAGUUUUGAUGAUCAUGAACACGAUGUAAAUGCUUCAUUCAUAAAAAAUCAUGAACAUGGAAGUAAAAAGUUGUCUGAAGAAAUUGCAGGUAUGUUAGAAAGCUUAAAGCCAUUCCCAGAAUCACCUUGUUGUAUCUACAAGGUUUCAGAUCCCAUUCGCCAAUCGAACGAACAAGCUUAUACUCCUCAGGUAAUAUCAAUUGGGCCAUUUCAUCGUAAUAACCCAAAAUUGCAGUCCAUGGAAGAGUUUAAAUUGAGAUAUCUCAAGAGUUUCAGAGACCGAGCCAAAAUAAACUUGGAAGAUUUAGUAAGCACUAUAAAAGGUGCGGAAAAAAGUGCUCGGGAAUGUUAUUCAGAGAGAAUAACACUUGACAGUGGGGAUUUUGUGAAAAUGAUCCUGGUUGAUGCCUGCUUCAUUAUCGAGUUUUUCUGGAAAAACUGGUCGAAAAUCUGGACCAAGUACGACCGUAGAAUAUUAACUCCGUGGCUGAGUAGUAGGGUGCAGUUGGACUUGAUAUUACUUGAAAAUCAGCUUCCUUUCUUUAUUAUUGAGAAAAUAUAUGACAUUGCAUUUCCAUCUAUCUCAAAAGACCACCCCUUCCUUGAGCUUAGCUUUUGCCAGUUUGAUUAUUUUAACGUUCAACGAUACAAGCAUAGUGAUUUUCGAUCGACGGGAAUAUUAAUUUUGCACUUCACUGACUUGCUUAGAAACUUUUGCUUGCCUCCUCGUGAAAGGCGACCGAAAAGAAAUGUUAACAUAAUGAAGGAAAUGCACAGUGCAACCCAGCUGGCCGAGAUAGGAUUGAAGUUUAAAAAGAUCACGAGCAAUUCAAGCACUAUUCGCUCACCGCUUGAACUAAAAUAUGCAGACGGAGUGCUGGAAAUCCCAUGCUUUCAGUUAGACAUUACCACGGAGAUUUAUGCUCGAAACCUCGUCGCCUUGGAGGAAUGGCACUUUCCUGAAGUUGCAUAUAUUACUGAUUACUAUAUCCUGUUAAGUUUCCUUAUCAAAACAGGCGAAGACAUGGAUUUACUUGUACGGAAGCAGAUCAUCGCUAAUUGGCUAGACGGCGUCGUGGCAACUUCCAUGAUCAACAAGCUGUCUGAAAAAAGUUUAUAUUCACAAAUGAACUCUCAUUAUCAAAACAUGGCUGAAGAGUUGAACGGAUUCUAUGCUAAUCAAUCAAUGCUCAGGGCCUGGAGACGUGCUUUAUUUAGAUCGCCUUUGAUCGGUUCUUCUGCCAUAUCCGCUUUUCUUUUGUUGUUGUUCACUUUCGUGCAAUCUCUAUGCUCUCUCCUAUCGCUCAAGUACUUCUAA
Molecule: messenger RNA, 1335 nt
Organism: Juglans regia (Persian walnut)
Lineage: Eukaryota; Viridiplantae; Streptophyta; Magnoliopsida; Fagales; Juglandaceae
Product: UPF0481 protein At3g47200-like
Exons: 1
Coding region: 1-1335 (444 amino acids)
Source: RefSeq, a predicted model, not a curated record